GUCUCAGCCAGCACGGACGGAGUUGUUUCUGACAUUUGAAUGAAAAACAUUUUGAAUUGCUACCACUUUGGACAGAUGAAAUAAUGGCUUCAGCCUUGGAGCAGUUCGUGAACAAUGUGCGGCAGCUCUCUGCUCAAGGUCAGAUGACACAGCUGUGUGAACUGAUCAACAAGAGCGGGGAGCUGUUGGCCAAGAACCUGUCCCACCUGGACACUGUACUGGGGGCCUUGGACAUCCAGGAGCACUCCUUGGGCGUGCUGGCUGUGCUGUUUGUGAAGUUCUCCAUGCCAAACAUCCCUGACUUUGAGACGCUCUUUUCCCAAGUCCAGCUCUUCAUCAGUACCUGCAAUGGGGAGCACAUCAGAUAUGCAACAGACACUUUUGCCAGCCUCUGCCAUCAGUUGACAAACGCCCUUGUAGAACGGAAACAGCCAUUGAGAGGCGUCGGCAUUCUAAAACAGGCAAUAGACAAAAUGCAGAUGAACACAAACCAACUUACCUCAGUUCAUGCAGACCUGUGUCAGCUGUGCUUGUUAGCAAAGUGCUUCAAGCCUGUCCUCCCAUUUCUUGAGCUUGACAUGAUGGACAUCUGUAAGGAGAAUGGCGCCUACGACGCAAAGCACUUUCUAUGUUACUACUAUUACGGAGGCAUGAUCUACACGGGUCUGAAGAACUUUGAAAGAGCACUGUAUUUUUAUGAACAGGCAAUAACCACUCCAGCUAUGGCAGUCAGUCACAUCAUGUUGGAGGCCUAUAAGAAGUACAUCCUGGUCUCCUUGAUUCUACACGGCAAAGUGCAGCAGCUCCCCAAAUACACAUCACAGAUAGUUGGGAGGUUCAUAAAGCCUCUCAGCAAUGCCUACCAUGAGCUUGCUCAGGUGUAUGCCACCAACAACCCAGCAGAACUGCGCACCCAGGUGAACAAACACAGCGAGACCUUCACACGCGACAACAAUACAGGCCUUGUCAAGCAGUGCCUGUCAUCCCUCUACAAGAAGAAUAUACAGAGGCUAACAAAGACUUUCUUGACGCUGUCCUUGCAAGACAUGGCAAGUCGAGUGCAGCUGUCAGGGCCCCAGGAGGCGGAGAAGUAUGUCUUGCACAUGAUUGAAGAUGGCGAGAUCUAUGCCAGUAUCAACCAAAAGGAUGGCAUGGUCUGUUUCCAUGACAACCCGGAGAAAUACAACAACCCCGCAAUGCUUCACAAAAUUGACCAAGAGAUGCUGAAGUGUAUAGAGCUGGAUGAGAAACUAAAGUCCAUGGAUCAAGAAAUCACAGUAAACCCGCAGUUUGUGCAGAAGAGUAUGGGAACGCAGGAGGAUGAUGUAGGCAGCAAAACGUCAAGUUACUCCUGAGGGCCAUGGACAGGGGAGAACACUGCCACCCUUACGGUUCUCAUUGGAUGACUUUUUUUUAAAGUGGAAAAACAUUCUAUUGAGUAUGGACAUUGGUCAAGGAAAAUCUAAAUGUGUGGAAUGAUAAUUUGGUUAUUUCUUUCACGGUGUCUUGAGGAAACCUAAACAAAAAAACAAUUUUGUCAGUGUUUUAUUUAUCAUUGUUCAGGCGGAAGAGCCACUGCUGCAUUAACAACCAUAAUAAUAAAAACUGGACUUAUUUGUUCAAAAGGAAUGUGUGCUAAAGCACCGUUUUUCUGUUGCAUGAUAUAUAUUUUUUUUUAGGAAUUUCCUUAUAGGAUAACAUGCAACAUUUGAGGAAAUCUUAAGUCUCAUGUUUCGAAGAUCAGUAAUUUCCCUCGACCUGCUAGACAAAUUUUCUGGUAUAUCACAUGGAGAUUUGACAACAAAAACAAGGCUGUACUUCUGCCCAUGAACAAAUGUAGAGAGGAUAGUACAGCUUAAAAAAAUAAAACAAUUGGUGCACUGUUUUUUUCCAUCCCCUAGAGGUCUCUCGUGUACUGUGUUGUACUGUAGUUUGCAUUUACUGCAGGUGGGAUGAGCUCUGAGCUGGAGUCAUACUUAUCUGUUAUCUGGAAGGACUCAAGAAUACAUUGAUUCAGUAAAUUGACACAAUUUUGGAUUAAAUGGAUCACAUCACA
This is a messenger RNA of Oncorhynchus tshawytscha (Chinook salmon), 2056 nucleotides long. It is a transcript of the gene cops3, whose product is annotated as COP9 signalosome subunit 3. NCBI's taxonomy places the organism in Eukaryota, Metazoa, Chordata, Actinopteri, Salmoniformes, Salmonidae. Bases 84 to 1355 code for a protein of 423 amino acids. The transcript is spliced from 12 exons. Gene Ontology annotation, cellular component: COP9 signalosome. The record is from RefSeq and is a predicted model, not a curated record. Gene Ontology annotation, biological process: ubiquitin-dependent protein catabolic process.